This is a messenger RNA of Zea mays, 1754 nucleotides long. Its product is annotated as CBL-interacting serine/threonine-protein kinase 15. The transcript has a single exon. Gene Ontology annotation, molecular function: protein serine/threonine kinase activity; ATP binding. Bases 299 to 1645 code for a protein of 448 amino acids. NCBI's taxonomy places the organism in Eukaryota, Viridiplantae, Streptophyta, Magnoliopsida, Poales, Poaceae. The record is from RefSeq and is marked provisional. Gene Ontology annotation, biological process: protein phosphorylation; signal transduction.
UCGCCACCCAAAAGCCACCGCGAUCCCGUGCUUCCUUCUCGCACCUGCGGAUCUACUCUCCGCACCUGCGGAUCUACCCCCCGGCGAAACAAGCGCCCCGACGCCUCAGGGAAUGCGGAGCGAUGAGGCGGCGCUCAGGCACUGACGUCGCCGGUCAGCGCGAGCUGCGCGGCGACCGAACCUGCCAUCGCAAGCACGUCGAGGACGGGUAGACUCGUCCAUCCUUCCUUCCUCCUGUUAGUCGUCGUAGGGUAGUUUGCACUUUGCAGAUAGCUAGCUAGUAGUUAGGGGAUCAGGCAUGGGUGAGGGCGAGGCGGAGGUGAAGGGCGGGGUGCUGCAGGGCCGCUACGAGCUCGGCCGCGUGCUGGGUCACGGCAACUUCGGGCGCGUCCACGCGGCGCGGGACCUGCGCACCGGGCGGGCCGUGGCGGUGAAGGUGCUCGACAAGGACAAGAUGCUGCGCACGGGCAUGAUGGAGCAGAUCAAGCGCGAGAUCGCCGUCAUGAAGCGCGUGUCCCACCCCAACAUCGUGGAGCUCCACGAGGUGAUGGCCACGCGCUCCAAGAUCUACCUCGCGCUGGAGCUCGUCCGCGGAGGGGAGCUCUUCGCGCGGAUCGUGCGCGCCGGGCGCGUCAAGGAGGACGUGGCGCGGCGCUACUUCCGGCAGCUCAUACACGCCGUGGACUUCUGCCACGCGCGGGGCGUGUACCACCGCGACCUGAAGCUCGAGAACCUCCUCCUGGACGACGCGGGGAACCUCAAGGUCGUCGACUUUGGCCUCAGCGCGCUGGCCGACCACGCGCGCAGCGACGGGCUGCUGCACACGCUCUGCGGCACGCCCGGGUACGUCGCGCCGGAGGUGUUCCGGAACAAGGGCUACGACGGCGCCAAGGCUGACAUCUGGUCGUGCGGCGUCAUCCUCUACGUCCUCCUCGCAGGGUCGCUGCCGUUCCCGGACGACAACGUUGCCGCCAUGUUCCGGAAGAUGAGCCGCGGCGACUACCGGUGCCCGCCGUGGCUGUCCACGGAGGCGCGCAGGCUCAUCCCCAAGCUGCUCGACCCCGACCCCGACACCCGCAUCACCAUCGCCCAGCUCGUCGAGACGCCGUGGUUCAACAAGCCGUCCGUCUCGAGGUCCGUCAGAGCCGCCGCCGGCGCAACCGAGCCGCCGGCCGAGCCUGCCUCCUCCGCAAAGGACGGCGGCGACAAGGACGAGCCACCGGAGACGAUGAACGCGUUCCACCUGAUCUCCCUCUCCGCGGGGUUCGACCUCUCACCGCUGUUCGACGUGGAAGGCGGUCCGGCGAGGGGGCCCCGGGAGGGCGGCAUGCGGUUCGCGACGCGGGAGCCCGCGAGCGGCGUCGUCUCCCGUCUCGAGGAGGUGGCCGCCCGCGGCGGCGGGCGGAUGCGGGUGACCAAGAGCGGCGCCCGCGGCGUUCGGCUCGAGGGCGCGGAGCGCGGGGGCCGCAAGGGCCGGCUAGCCGUGGCGGCCGACAUCUUCUGCGUGGCGCCGUCGGUGCUCGUCGUCGACGUGAAGAAGGACGGCGGCGACUCCCUCGAGUACCGCUCCUUCUGCAGCGAGGAGCUCCGGCCGGCGCUCAAAGACAUCGUCUGGGCGGCCGACCCCCAGCCCGCCGUCGUGUGACGCCCGUGCUGCCGCCUGCCCGCUCAUUGUUUCUGGAUCGUAGUGGUGCCAUAGUUUAGUCAGUGUCAGUUCCAUUUCCAAAGUGAUUGCGUCACUGUUCUCGAUUCGA